GUUUAACUCCAUUAGGAAGGUGAACUAGAGACCAGCAACAACUGAAUAACAAAACUUUCACAGCGCUGCCCGAGCCCUUCAGUUUCAGAACUUAUAGUUGCAUCAAAUUAGGAACUUUCACUCAAAACAGCAACGCGUUUCCUCAUACACACACACACAGAAAGACAGAGACAGACAGAGAGAAGGGGACCAGACAGACUAACCCUCACCUUGUAGCCGGAAAGGUUGCGUCUUUCCCAGAGAUGAAGAUCCAGUUCGCUCCGCUAAACAUCCCGCUGCGGAGGAGACUCCAGACAGCUGCUGUGCUGCAGUGGGUUUUCUCUUUCCUGGCGCUAGCCCAGUGCUGUCUAGCAGGCUAUGUGUUGCUAUGCGUCUCUGACUGGUGGGUUCUGGCUGCGCUGUAUGCUGGUUGGCUGUAUCUGGACAGGGACACACCCACCAGUGGGGGUCGGAGGUCAGAGUGGCUUCGGAACUGGAGCGUCUGGAAACACUUCAGAGACUACUUCCCUCUCAAUCUCAUAAAGAUGGUGGAUCUGGACCCUGGUUCUAACUACAUCUUUGGGUUCCACCCCCAUGGUGUUCUGGUGGCGGGGGGUUUUGGGAACUUCUGUACGGAGGCGUCAGGGUUCUCCUCGCUGUUCCCCGGGCUGACCCCCUACCUCCUGAUGCUGCCAUUCUGGUUCAGAGUACCCUUCUUUAGGGACUACAUCAUGUGUGGAGGUCUGGUAUCCAGUGAGAAAGCCAGCCUGUCCUACCUGCUCUCAGCUCCUAGAGGAGGUAAUGUGGCGGUGGUGGCUAUAGGGGGCGCUCCAGAGGCUCUAGACGCCCGCCCAGGAGCUCUCACCCUUCAGAUUCUACACCGCAAGGGAUUCAUCAAACUGGCACUAAAACACGGGGCUCAGUUAGUACCUGUGUUCUCCUUUGGGGAGAAUGAGCUCUUCGACCAGAUGACCAACCCUACCGGCUCGCCGCUCCGCUGGCUACAGGACCACCUGCAAAGGCUCAUGGGAGUGGCACUGCCGCUGUUCACCGGGAGAGGAGUGUUCCAGUACAGCUUUGGUCUACUGCCCUACAGACAGCCCAUACACACUGUUGUGGGUAGGCCUAUUCCAGUGGUCCAGACCCCCUCUCCCACUAAGGAUGAUAUAGACGGUCUCCAUUCUCUCUACCUGGAGGGCCUCACUACGGUGUUUGAAGACAACAAGGACAACUACGGCAUUGCACCAGACAAACACCUCCACUUCAUCUAGACACACAUCUGUGUGAAGAGUUGUUCACACGUAUAAUCAGAAAAAAAAUAAUAUUUACAGAUUAACCCAAAGAUGCUGCAACACCUUCUAGGUCAGAGUUCUAGCUUUUUUUUCUACUGUUAUUGACUUGUUUAUUGUUAAUUGUUCACUCCAUGUGUAACUCUGUGUUGUUGUCUGUUCACACUGCUAUACUUGAUCUUGGCCAGGUCGCAGUUACAAAUGAGAACUUGUUCUCAACUAGCCUACCUGGUUAAAUAAAGGUGAAAUAAAAUGUAAAAAAAUUGCUGGAGGUUAGGGCUCUGUAGAGUUUUAUAAAACAUCACAAUACAUUGCAGAGCGUUCGAUUUGCCUGCUGUGGGUCAAUGAGACCUUCAGCUCUGCUAAAACCACUGACAACUGCGUGCCAUUUUCAAGGAAUUGUUAAAUAAAUGUUGUAAUAUCAGCAUCUCUUGAAGAGCUUAGUCAGAACAACAAAUGUCAGAUUAUUGUAUGCAAAACGAUUGCACACAUGUAGCUCUAUCAUCAGAGUUAUACAGCAAGUAACUGCAUGCUUUCAUGAUCAGUAAACAUCAAUGAUCAUGUAGUUUCAGAUACGGGAGGGUAGCCUAUCUAUGUCUCAAUAUUGGCACCCGUUUAUUGGAUAUUUGAGUGAUAUGAAAUACACUGAACAAAAAUAUCAUUGCAACAUGUAAAGUGUUGGUUUCAUGAACUAAAAUAAAAGAUCCCAGAAAUGUUCCAUACAAACAAAAAGAUUAUUUCUCAAAUGUUGUGGACACAUUUGUUUACCUCCCUGCUAGUGAGUGUUUUUCAUUUGCCACGAUAAUCCAUCCACCUGUCAGGUGUGGCAUAUCAAGAAACGGAUUAAACGGCAUGCCAAUUACACAAGUAAAAUGGCAGCGGAAGAAAUGGCAGCAUUUUAUGUGGGGUUUUUCACGUCAUUUGUGACUUAUUUUGUACAUAAUGUUUCUGCCACCGUAUCUUAUGGCAAAAAAGAGCUUCUGGAUAUCAGGACAGGGACCACUCACCUCGGAUAAGACAAAGAGCUUCUGGAUAUCAGGACAGAGAUCACUCACCUCGGAUUAGACAAAGAGCUUCUGGAUAUCAGGACAGAGAUCACUCACCUCGGAUUAGACAAAGAGCUUCUGGACAUCAGGACAGAGAUCACUCACCUCAGAUUAGACAAAGACCUUCUGGAUAUCAGGACAGAGAUCACUCACCUCGGAUUAGACAAAGAGCUUCUGGAUAUCAGGACAGAGAUCACUCACCUCGGAUUAGACAAAGAGCUUCUGGAUAUCAGGACAGAGAUCACUCACCUCGGAUUAGACAAAGAGCUUCUGGAUAUCAGGACAGAGAUCACUCACCUUGUAUUAGACAAAGACCUUCUGGAUAUCAGGAUAGCGAUCACUCACCUCGGAUUAGACUAAGAGCUUCUGGAUAUCAGGACAGAGAUCACUCACCUUGGAUUAGACAAAGAGCUUCUGGAUAUCAGGACAGAGAUCACUCACCUCGGAUUAGACAAAGAGCUUCUGGACAUCAGGACAGCGAUCACUCACCUUGGAUUAGACAAAGAGCUUCUGGACAUCAGUACAGCGAUCACUCACCUCGGAUUAGACAAAGAGCUUCUGGACAUCAGGACAGCGAUCACUCACCUCGGAUUAGACAAAGAGCUUCUGGACAUCAGUACAGCGAUCACUCACCUCGGAUUAGACAAAGAGCUUCUGGACAUCAGGACAGCGAUCACUCACCUCGGAUUAGACAGAGCUUCUGGACAUCAGGACAGAGAUCACUCACCUCAGAUUAGACAAAGACCUUCUGGAUAUCAGGACAGAGAUCACUCACCUCAGAUUAGACAAAGACCUUCUGGAUAUCAGGACAGCGAUCACUCACCUCGGAUUAGACAAAGAGAUUCUGGACAUCAGGACAGCGAUUACUCACCUCGGAUUAGACAAAGAGCUUCUGGACAUCAGGACAGCGAUCACUCACCUCGGAUUAGACAAAGAGCUUCUGAACAUCAGGACAGCGAUUACUCACCUCGGAUUAGACUAAGAGCUUCUGGAUAUCAGGACAGCGAUCACUCACCUUGGAUUAGACAAAGAGCUUCUGGAUAUCAGGACAGAGAUCACUCACCUCGGAUUAGACAAAGAGCUUCUGGAUAUCAGGACAGAGAUCACUCACCUUGGAUUAGACAAAGACCUUCUGGAUAUAUGGACAGCGAUCACUCACCUCGGAUUAGACUUAGAGCUUCUGGAUAUCAGGGCAGCAAUCACUCACCUUGGAUUAGACUAAGAGCUUCUGGAUAUCAGGACAGCGAUCACUCACCUUGGAUUAGACUAAGAGCUUCUGGAUAUCAGGACAGAGAUCACUCACCUCGGAUUAGACUAAGAGCUUCUGGAUAUCAGGACAGAGAUGACUCACCUUGGAUUAGACAAAGAGCUUCUGGAUAUCAGGACAGAGAUCACUCACCUCGGAUUAGACAAAGAGCUUCUGGAUAUCAGGACAGCGAUCACUCACCUUGGAUUAGACUAAGAGCUUUUGGAUAUCAGGACAGCGAUCACUCACCUUGGAUUAGACAGAGCUUCUGGAUAUCAGGACAGCGAUCACUCACCUCGGAUUAGACAGAGCUUCUGGAUAUCAGGACAGCGAUCACUCACCUCGGAUUAGACUAAUAUUUUUUCUUCAACAAGCAGGAUGCACAGGAUGUACUUCAGACACCCGACAAGGCCAACAUCCCUGUUAUUUGCAAGAGGAAGAGACGCAGGUACAGAGGACACAGAGCAGCGUCACUCGUAAGGAUCCGCAGACGGAGAGUGGGAAAGCUGCCGUUAGCGUCAAUAUUACUUGCCAAUGUGCAAUCCUGGACAAUAAAUUAGACGAGGUACGAUCACGAAUAUCCUACCAACGGGACAUCAGAAACUGUAACAUCUUAUGUUUCACAGAAUCAUGGCUAAAUGAUGACAUGGAUAUUGAGCUAGCGGGAUACACGCUGCACCGGCUAGAUAUACCAGCACACUUCGGUAAAAUGAGGGGGUGCGGUCUGUGCAUAUAUGUAAACAACAGCUGGUGCACGAAAUCUAAGGAAGUCUCUAGAUUUUACUCGCCUGAAGUAGAGUAUCUUAUGAUAAGCUGUAGACUACACUAUUUGCCUAGAGAAUUUUCAUCCAUAAUUUUCGUGGCUGUUUAUUUACCACCACAGAUGGAUGCUGGCACUAAGACCGCACUUAGUCAGCUGUAUAAGGAAAUAAACAAACAGGAAACCGCUCACCAGAGGAGGCGCUCCUAGUGGCCAGAGACUUUAAUGCAGGGAAACUUAAAUCAGUCUUACCAAAUUUCUAUCAAAAUGUUAAAUGGGCAUCCAGAGGGGGAAAAAAUCUAGAAUUUUAACCAGGUAGGCAGUUUGAGAACAAGUUCUCAUUUAAAACUGAGACCUGGCCAAGAUAAAGCAAAGCAGUGCGACACAAACAAUAACACAGAGUUACACAUGGAAGAAACAAAUAUACAGUCAAUUACACACUAGAAAAUGUGCCUUGUUAAACGUUAAUUUGUGGAAUUUCUGUCCUUCUUAUUGCAUUUGAGGCAGUUGUGUUAUGACAAGGUAGGUGUGGUAUACAGAAGAUAGCCCUUUUUGGUAAACGACAAAGUCCAUAUUAAGGCAAGAACAGCUCAAAUAAGCAAAGAGAAACGACAGUCCAUCAUUAAUUUAAGACAUGAAGGUCAGUCAAUGUGUAAAAUUUCAAGAACUUUGAAAGUUUCUUCAGGUUCAGUCACAAAAACCAUCAAGCGCUAUGAUGAAACUGGCUCUCAUGAGGACCGCCACAGGAAAGGAAGACCAGCCCCUAGAGUUACCAGCCUCAGAAAUUGACUGUGUGAAUCAGGCCUUUAUGGUCAAAUUCCUGCAAAAAAUCCACCACUAAAGAACACCAAUAAGAAGUGUCACGUCUACUCCUGCUCCUCCCCUUCGGCAUUCAACGUCUCUGGUACACCACUGGUCCUGGGAUCCAUCAUUACGCACACCUGGCAUCAAUCAUUACGCGCACCUGCACGUCAUCAUGAGGCACACCUGGACUCCAUUACCUCACCUAUUACCGUCCCUAUUUCUGGCACUCCCUUAGGUUCUUUCCCCAGUCAGUAUUGUUCCUGUGUUUAUGCAAAGACGCUAAUGUUAUCUCGUUCCAUGUUUUUUUUUCAACGUUUCACCUGCUUCUCAACAUACAGCAUCAUCAUUGGGCCAAGAAACAGAGUAAUGUAAAUUAGACCGGUGGAAAUGUGUCCUUUGGUCUGGAGUCCAAAUUGGAGAUUUUCGGUUUCAACCUCCGUAUCUUUGUGAGAUGCGGUGUAGGUCAACAGAUUGUCUCCUCAUAUGUAUUUCCCACUGUAAAGCAUGGAGGAGGAGGUGUGAUGGUGCUUUGCUGGUGACACUGUCUGUGAUUUAUCUAGAAUUCAAGGCACAAUUAACCAGCAUGGCUACCACAGAAUUCUGCAGCGACACGCCAUCCCAUCUGGUUUGGGCUCAUAUGUUUUUCCACAGGACAAUGACCCAACACACCUCCAGGCUGUGUAAGGGCUGUUUUACUAAGGAGAGUGAUGGAGUGCUGCAUCAGAUGACCUAGCCUCCACAAUCACCCGACCUCAACCAAAUCGAGAUGGUUUGGGAGGAGUCGGACCGCAGAGUGAAGGAAAAGCAGCAAGUGCUCAGCAUAUGUGGGUACUCCCACGACUUUUGGAAAAGCAUUACAUGUGAAGCUGGUUGAGUGCCAAGAGUGUGCAAAGCUUUCAUUAAGGCAAAAUGUGGCUACUUUGAAGAAUACAAAAUAUAUUUGGGUUUCUUUAACACUUUUUUUUGUUGGUUACUACAUGAUUCCAUAUGUGUUCAUUACUUUUGAUGUCUUCACUAUUAUUCUACAAUGUAGAAAAUAGUACAAUAAAGAAACCCUGGCAUGAG
Messenger RNA from Oncorhynchus masou masou (cherry salmon), 6189 nucleotides. RefSeq names its product monoacylglycerol O-acyltransferase 3a (gene mogat3a). Gene Ontology annotation, biological process: triglyceride biosynthetic process. Gene Ontology annotation, cellular component: endoplasmic reticulum membrane. Gene Ontology annotation, molecular function: diacylglycerol O-acyltransferase activity. The transcript is spliced from 6 exons. The coding region runs from base 243 to 1250 and encodes 335 amino acids. NCBI's taxonomy places the organism in Eukaryota, Metazoa, Chordata, Actinopteri, Salmoniformes, Salmonidae. The record is from RefSeq and is a predicted model, not a curated record.